AUGGCUGCCAACUUCAAAGUCGUCAUCGUAGGGGGAGGCGUGGCAGGCUUGACCUUGGCGAAUAUGCUCGAAAAGUUUGAUAUCGACUACACCCUUUUAGAAGCGUACUCGGCCAUCGCGCCCCCAGUUGGCGCGAGCAUUGGCCUGUUCCCGAACGGCCUGCGGAUUCUUGACCAAAUCGGAUGUUUGGAGUCGAUCGAGCGCGUUGCUCAGGGGACCCUUAAGUAUACAUACAUGCGGGAUAAGAAUGGGAAGGUUAAAAUGACGUUGUCUGAUAUGCAAGGUCAUUUAGAGAAGAGACACGGCUACGCAGGGCUUAUAUUCGAUCGCCAGUGGCUGCUACAGAUCUUAUACGAUCAACUCGAACAUAAAGACCGAGUACUAGUCAACAAACGCGUUGUAAACAUCAAGCAAAUCGACGGCGGCGUUGAGGUGUCAAGCCAAGAUGGCUAUACGAUUCGCGGCGCUAUAGUCAUUGGGGCAGACGGUAUCCACAGCGUUGUCAGAUCUGAGAUGUUCAGACUCGGCAAUGAGCUCCAGCCCGGGUACUUCGAGCCAGACCAAGAAGACAAGGUUCCUUGCUACUACAAAUGCAGCUUCGGCAUUGCACAACACGUUCCGGGAUGGAAGGGUGAUGAGCAACAUUUUGUGCUUGGCCAGAGGAAGUGUCAGCUCGUAAUGUCAGGCCCCGGGGACCGAGUAUACUGGUUCCUCUUCGUACAGUUGCCGGAGACAAAGUACGGCAAGAACAUACCCAGGUAUACGAAGGAGGAUGAGGCGGAACUCGUGGAGGAGUACUUUGACCUACCGAUCACCGAGAAUAUAACGUUUGGGCAGGUCUACGCCAAACGCAUCUCGUCAACACUGACCCCGUUGCACGAGGUAGUGUACAAGAAGUGGAUUUUCAAUCGCGUACUCAUCCUUGGAGAUGCCGCUCACAAGCCGAACCCUAUCGGCGGACAAGGUGGGAAUGCCGCCAUUGAGUCAGCCGCCGAGCUCGUCAACGCCAUCUUGGACAAGAGAGAUCGCCAUACAUCUGGCCUUGCCAAGCUGGAGGACCGUGACAUCGAAGAAAUAUUCUCUGUGACACAAGAAACUCGGAUCGAGCGAGCCAAUCUCGUUGUCCAAACCGCCCACGAGAUGCAGGCUCUGAACGCAUACGAGAAACCGCUCCUCUCGAGGUUGGUUUGGGACAUGGUGGCACCUUACAUGGGUGAUGAGAUGCUCUUCAAUCAGUUGAACAAUCCGAUGAUAGGUGGAGCUAGGCUGAAGCGACUGCCUGUCCCUCGCCCCAAUAGGACCAUCCCUUUCGCAGACGAGCUCCCUGAAAAGCCUAUUGGACCUGCCAUAUCUCGAUUUAUGCGUGCUGCAUUCACCGGUGGUAUGCUGUUGAGCCUCUGGCGCAAUGCCUACGGAGGCUCAGCAGAAGCGCGAGGGUUCUAUCCCAAUUCGCAGCUCAUAUCCGCUCUGGUCGUGUUCACUGUAGAGGGUAAUCGCAUCGGCAACCAGGGUUCGUUACUCGCAGCCCCGUCAUUAUUCACUGCUGGCAUGCCUUUCUUCGGACAGAACUCUGUACUCGCAGUUCAUUCUCUUCUGAGUGCAUACCAAGCAUUCACCCAGUCUGCUGGACGUUAUGUAAAGCCACAAGUGGCCUCAUCCUUACUCCCUGCCCUGGUUUCAUGCUUUGGCGUUUCUUACGCCGUUUACGGGACCAUUAGUGGUACUGUGGGCGCGUCACAGAAGUGGACAACGUUGGCUCAGGUCGCCGCUCCAUUGUUUCCCAUCAUGACAAACAUGCUGUCAGCUGCCAAAGGAUACUUACAACGCCGCAACACGGCGGAGGCGAAGCAGAAUGCCGAGCCCUACUUCGACCGCUACCGCAAGGGCGACGUUCCUACGUUGAAACUGGUAUACGGACUCAUCGCUGGAUUGCAAGGAGCUGCACAUGCGGCGGCACAGUUGUCGCAGAUGUACCAGAAUGUUCCUCGCAACGCCAUCGCUUCUUGGGCUCCAUGGCUGCUGUCUCUUUUACAGCGGAGACUAGUGCCAACUUUGAUGUCGCAAGCGACCUUGAUAGGGAGCAAUCUAUAUACAGUGUGGGAGCUGAGACGGCUCGGCUACAUCUCCUGGCGUCAAGCCUUGAAGACGUCGGUCUAUGCUGUUGCAGGCCAGUUCGUCAUUGGACCAGGAGCUACUUGGAUGGCGCUUUGGUGGUGGAGGGAAGGGGUCAUCGCUGAUUUGGAAAGGCAGUAA
Molecule: messenger RNA, 2253 nt
Organism: Neoarthrinium moseri
Lineage: Eukaryota; Fungi; Ascomycota; Sordariomycetes; Amphisphaeriales; Apiosporaceae
Exons: 3
Coding region: 1-2253 (750 amino acids)
Molecular function (GO): FAD binding
Source: RefSeq, a predicted model, not a curated record